Nicotiana tabacum (common tobacco) is the source of this 3258-nucleotide messenger RNA. RefSeq names its product protein CLMP1. Lineage: Eukaryota; Viridiplantae; Streptophyta; Magnoliopsida; Solanales; Solanaceae. Gene Ontology annotation, molecular function: protein binding. The record is from RefSeq and is a predicted model, not a curated record.
UUGGAUACUCAAUCCAAGCACCAAACCGAGCAAUCUAUCUAGGGUUUACAAACCCAAAACCUUUUUGUCACCCCUUACAGUGCUUCUCCUCAAACACCCAUUUCAUCCAACCCAUCCGAUUCUUCAAUUCAGCUUCUGGGUUUUCAAGAUUCAAUCAGAAAAUUCUAAAUUCUGCACCAAAGGUGUGAACUUUAUAUCUGUAAGUAGUUCGUUCUGUUCUCAUUUCUUUUCACCAGCUUUGUAUGAAGGAUUCUUGAUUUAUACAGCAUAAAAAAGUGGUUUAUUUUGGCUCACUGGUUGUAAAGAUUGAAUCUUUUUACAAGUUCCUAUAGGAAUUAUUUAAUGGGGAAAUCAGGUGGUAGGAAGAAAAAGGGUGGUGUUAGUCAAAAUCAAAACCAGAAUCAAGUGGCUGUAGGGGAGAACGAUAAACCUGUUGUUGUUAAUGGCAGUGCUGAUUUGGACUCAUCAAUUUUCUUAAAAAGAGCCCAUGAGCUGAAAGAAGAGGGAAACAGAAGGUUUCAGGGUAAGGAUUAUGUAGGUGCUUUACAACAAUACGAGAGUGCUCUCAAACUUACCCCAAAGACACACCCAGAAAGAGCUGUUUUUCAUAGCAAUAGGGCGGCCUGUUUGAUGCAAAUGAAGCCCAUUGAUUAUGAUUCUGUUAUUUCUGAAUGUACGAUGGCACUUCAGGUUCAGCCUCGUUAUGUUCGGGCCCUUCUACGAAGGGCUCGUGCAUUUGAGGCUGUGGGGAAGUAUGAAAUGGCGAUGCAAGACGUGCAGAUACUAUUGGGUGCUGAUCCGAAUCACCGAGAUGCUUUGGAGAUUGCUGGACGAUUGAGAAUGGCACUUGGUCCUCGUCCAGAGGCCCAACAGGACCUCCAGAGCCGCCCAUCUCCAGCUGCACUUGGUGCUUCUGCAGUGGGUGCGGCUCCUAUUGCUGGCUUAGGACCAUGCUUACCUGCUCGGCCAAUGUCUAAGAAGCCAGCACCUUCAGCUGGGGCUUCAGCUAUAUCAGUUACUAAUAAGCCAGAGAAGCCAUAUCAAUUUACACCAGCUGAAAAUGGUCCUCAACCUAAAGUUCAGUUGCCAAAGGUUGUUUUGAAGCCCUCAAAUGGUCCUUCCAAACCACGUCCAGAUCACAAUAAGGAUGACCAAAGAGAGCAGGCAUCUUUAUCAGUAUCAAAUGUUGUUCGUGGACAUUCCAAAGGUGUUGCGAUUCGUUGGAGGCCGUUGAAGCUUGUUUAUGAUCAUGAUAUAAGGCUUGCCGAAAUGCCUGUGAACUGCAGCUUUAGAGUGUUGAGGGAUAUUGUUAGCAAACGGUUCCCAAUGUCAAAGUCUGUUCUUGUUAAAUAUAAGGACAGUGAUGGUGAUUUAGUAACUAUUACCUGUACGACUGAGCUUAGGUCGGCAGAGUCUUGGGUUGAUGGUCUACUACCAAAAGACCCCGACGCUGAUAAAACAGACUCCAUUGGGAUGCUAAGGUUGCAUGUCGUUGAGGUGAGUCCUGAACAGGAGCCGGCUUUGUUGGAAGAGGAAGAGGAGAAGCUUGUCGAGAGCGAACCGAGUAAAGGGGAUGAUAGUGGAUCCCAUUCUUCAAUAAGUGAUUCUGUGGUUGAAACUGUGGAUAAUGAGAGCAACAUGGCAGAGAAGGACGCUACCAAAGAGAAAGUGGCAACAACGGAAAAUCCUGACUGCAAGGAGGUUGAAAUGGAUGACUGGCUUUUCGAGUUUGCUCAGUUAUUCAGAACUCAUGUGGGCAUCGAUCCAGAUGCUCACAUAGAUUUGCAUGAGCUCGGGAUGGAGCUUUGCUCUGAAGCCCUUGAGGAGACUGUGACUAGUGAAGAGGCUCAAGCUCUUUUUGACAAGGCUGCCUUGAAAUUUCAGGAAGUGGCUGCUCUUGCUUUCUUCAACUGGGGAAAUGUUCACAUGUGCGCAGCAAGGAAACGAAUUCCGAUUGAUGAUUCUGCUUCAAAGGAGAUGAUGGCUACACAGCUACAAGCAGCAUAUGACUGGGUAAAAGAAAAGUAUUCUCUGGCCAGAAAGAAGUAUGAGGAGGCACUCUUAAUCAAACCAGACUUUUAUGAGGGAUUGCUAGCGUUGGGGCAGCAGCAAUUUGAGAUGGCAAAACUUUACUGGUCCUUUAUCUUGGCUAAGAAAGAGGACCUAUCAAACUGGGAUCCUACGGAAACUCUUGCGCUCUUUGACAGUGCAGAAGAAAAAAUGAAAGCGGCAACAGAGAUGUGGGAAAAGCUGGAGGAGCAGAGAGCUAAGGAACUAAAGGAUCCUAGUGCCAGCAAGAAGGAUGAACUAUUAAGGAGAAGGAAGAAGCAGGGAAGUGGUCCUGAAGGUGAGGCGUCAGCCGAAAUUUCAGCUGACGAGGCCGCAGAGCAAGCUGCUGUUAUGAGAUCACAGAUACAUUUAUUCUGGGGUAAUAUGCUCUUUGAACGAUCUCAAGUUGAAUGUAAGUUGGCUUUGGCUGGUUGGAAGAAAAACCUCGAUACAGCAGUUGAGCGAUUCAAGCUUGCUGGAGCUUCUGAGAGUGACAUAUCAACAGUUUUGAAGAACCAUUGUUCCAAUGAGGAAGCUACAGAGGGAUCUAAGCAAACGGUUGAGAGCCUGAACACUGACGAAAGUGCUACACUUGAUCUUAGCCAAAAGGCCAACACUGACGAAAGUGCAAAUCACAAGAGUGAUGCUAGUCAAGCUUAGGGAAGUGACCUUCUUUCAGUAUUAUUGGAUUGCACUGGCUAUCACAUGUAUUGGCAUUUUCUUCAUGCAAGUGUCUAAAUUGGAGCAACAGAAGGUUUUCCCUGUUAGAAGAGUUGGUAUCAGUAAGUCUUUCCUCUCAUCGCUGGUGGAGAACUGGCAUCAUAAUGUUCUCUCUCUGAAGGUUCUGGCUUAUAUAUUUGUUCUCAAAGUGAAGCUUAUCAAGCAUUUGUUCGUGAACUGAGAGACAUGAAUCUGAUUUCAUGCUGCUUUCUCGCCCUUUUAUUUGUGCUCUCCUUUGGAAGUUGAUUUCAGAUUUCAAUGUCAGUAUCAUGGCGGAAGACAAAUGCCAUUUUUGCUAAUCUUUUGGGUAGUUGAAAUUUAGAUGCUAAUGGUUGAACUUUUAGAUAGCAGCUACAUCUGCUUCGGAGUCAUGUUUUAAGAUUGAUUUAUUGCAAACCUACUGCUUUUGUUGCUCUUGCUUAGUUGUUUGGACAUUGAUUUUCGAACCCUUUAUCAAGUUCUCUUUUAAUCGACAAGCAAUUUGAUUUA